GACUUUGCAAUAUCUAUCGUAACACCAAACAUUGCUAGUGGUGAAACUGUCAACGUUGACUGUGACUGACAAAAGUUGACUUUAGCACGUUGCAUCACAGUCAGGAACUGCAAUUUUCCGACAAAAGUACAAAGAUUAAACAAAGCCAACGCACACAAUACACAAAUUACGGCUCCACAGUUCUUUUUUUUUUGCUCAGUGCACUAUCGCGAAUUUCGGUAUUGUAAUGUUCACAAAUAUGCCGUCGAAAGUCCAGAAGUAUGACACUGCGAUUCAGAAUGUGGAGCAGCUGAUUACCAAGUGCUACCCUGAGAAGAUUGUCGAGCUGAACGAGCUGCUCGGCAUGCCAAUGUUCAAGCCCCGAGAUCUCGAAGAGCUGCGCCAGGAGCUAUGCAUUCCUGUCCUGCCUCCAGUGCUUGCCGAAAACCAUUGCGACGGCUGCAUCGAUGAUCAGCCUCAGAGUAAGCGUGCGCUCACCGAUGUCAUUGUCGCCGGAUGCCCAGCUGUGACGUGCAGCCCAGUGCCUUGUAACAAGACGGUCUGCGAAAUGAUCAAAGUGGUCCAGACCAUUGUCCGUACUCUGAUAAAGCAGGCAAAUUUCUUGAAUAUGUGGAUAACGGUACUGACUAUACAAUCCGGUAGCGCAAUUUGCGCCUCCAUCCAGGAGGAUAUCAACGAUGAAUUCAAGAAAAUCGAGCUGAAUGCAAUCGACUGCUUCAAAAUGAUUUCGGAGUACUUCGCCGUACGCGACAAGACCCUUGCACUGGUGGCGAAAUACCCGCACGCCGAGGAACACCGAAAAGCUGUUGUCGAGAUUGAUGAGAAGACUUGCCUCUCUCUGACGAAAGUUGUCUGCGACGUGCGGAAUAACUACUCCUUACUCAUCGACGUCGCCACCAAAAACUGGAUCAAGCUAAAGAGCUCCUUCAAUGCCAAUACCUAUUCCUAAUCAUUUAUAUAUGUAUGUAUGCAUAUGUCUGAAGUAUAUACAUGUAUACGUGUGUUUUCCCUGUUGCGAUGGUCCUCGGAGCGUGGUUCACCGUAAAUUGUGUAAUGCCGCUGGCGAGUGAUGCUUACCGAGAAUAUUUUAGCAUAUAAAAUGAUCAAUAAAAUAUGUA
Messenger RNA from Drosophila obscura, 1118 nucleotides. RefSeq names its product proteasome activator complex subunit 3-like. Gene Ontology annotation, molecular function: endopeptidase activator activity. NCBI's taxonomy places the organism in Eukaryota, Metazoa, Arthropoda, Insecta, Diptera, Drosophilidae. Gene Ontology annotation, cellular component: proteasome activator complex; cytoplasm; nucleoplasm. Gene Ontology annotation, biological process: positive regulation of endopeptidase activity; regulation of proteasomal protein catabolic process; regulation of G1/S transition of mitotic cell cycle. The record is from RefSeq and is a predicted model, not a curated record. The transcript is spliced from 2 exons. The coding region runs from base 227 to 949 and encodes 240 amino acids.